AAAUCUUGAUAUCUAGUGUUUUUGAUUUCGCUUAUAAUGUCGUCCAAACUUUUAACGUUCUUUAUCCUCCUAUCUCUUGUGGCGAUCCACCACAUCCCUGUCGUGACAUGCAGACAAUGGUGCAUGGCAAUGCCUAAUGCUUCAGAUGAGCAGUUACAAGCGAACAUUGACUACGCUUGCAGCAACGGGGUCGAUUGUACACAGAUCCAACCCGGGGGAGUAUGCUAUGAACCAAACACUCUUUACAGCCACGCGUCGUAUGUGAUGAACGCUUAUUACCAGAGUCAUGGUCGCAUUGAAGACUCUUGCAGGUUCAACCGCAGCGCUUGCUGGGUCAUGGUCGACCCAAGUUAUGGCUCAUGUGUGUACUACACUUAAAAGAAGCAAUUUUCUCAAAAAAAAAAAACACGGUUUUGAAAUUGCGUUAUUACUUUAUUGUGUGUUUGUUAA
Raphanus sativus (radish) is the source of this 450-nucleotide messenger RNA. RefSeq names its product glucan endo-1,3-beta-D-glucosidase. Bases 37 to 378 code for a protein of 113 amino acids. The transcript has a single exon. NCBI's taxonomy places the organism in Eukaryota, Viridiplantae, Streptophyta, Magnoliopsida, Brassicales, Brassicaceae. The record is from RefSeq and is a predicted model, not a curated record.